AUGGAUGAGCUCAGCUCAGUUGCGGAAAUUAAUGAUCCUGACCUUAGAUGUAUUUCUGAGACCUGGCUAGAUCCCAGCAUAUACGAUGGAGUUAUAUCUAUUGGAUCUAACUAUACUCCGUACCGAAAAGAUAGAGGAACACCUGGCGGCGGUUUAAUUACUUAUGUUAAAACUGUAAUACCUUCUAGCCGCUUGUUUGACAUGGAAGAGGAAGGCAAAGAGGCUCUGUGGCUAUUGUUGAAACCACAAAGACUUCUAAGGCCUUUCAGUUGCAUUGUUAUGGUUGCAGUCUAUUAUCCCGCAGGUCAAGCAGCUAUAAAUGAGAUAACUAUGAUUGAUUAUCUUAUUAAUGGAAUCGACUUUAUUCUACAAAACUAUCCUUCUGCUGGAAUUAUAAUCGCUGGAGACUUUCACAAAAUGAAAUUAGGAACAUUAUGUAAUUGUUUGAUUUGA
Paramuricea clavata is the source of this 453-nucleotide messenger RNA. The record is from the annotation of a GenBank genome assembly. NCBI's taxonomy places the organism in Eukaryota, Metazoa, Cnidaria, Anthozoa, Malacalcyonacea, Plexauridae.